AUGAAAAAAGAAAGCUUCACUCAUGGCUUAUUUGACUGCUUUGGUGACUUUGGUACUUGCAUUUUGUCUUGCUGCUGCCCUUGUGUUACCUAUGGCCAGAAUCUACAGCGUGCAGAAGGCAAGGACGGAUGCUGCAUGGAUGCAACCUUUUAUCUUUUCACCAUGUUCUGUGGUCUUCAUUCUUGCUGUGGAUGCUAUGGGCGUGGCCGUGUCCGCCAUGCAACCAACAUAACAGAAGGCUCUGUUGGCGACUGCUGUGCACAUUUGUUUUGUGCUCCAUGUGCUCUCACACAAGAGAAGCGGGAAUUGGAUUCAUGUGGCAGAUAG
This is a messenger RNA of Batrachochytrium dendrobatidis JAM81, 327 nucleotides long. RefSeq lists its product as uncharacterized. Bases 1 to 327 code for a protein of 108 amino acids. The record is from RefSeq and is a predicted model, not a curated record. The transcript is spliced from 2 exons. Lineage: Eukaryota; Fungi; Chytridiomycota; Chytridiomycetes; Rhizophydiales.